Molecule: messenger RNA, 762 nt
Organism: Microthlaspi erraticum
Lineage: Eukaryota; Viridiplantae; Streptophyta; Magnoliopsida; Brassicales; Brassicaceae
Source: the annotation of a GenBank genome assembly
AUGCAGAAUAACAGACAAAGAGCACUUGUUUUUGCUGACCUUGAAAUAGAAGGGAGAAGAGUCGAAUGUCCAAGAUGUCACGUUCCAUUCACUCCUCAUCUUGGAAAUUUGAUUUCACCCUUUCAAUGUGGAAGCUGCAGAGCUAACUUAUCUUACAAAACUAACUCAGGAAGAACAGUGAGAUGUCCUUGUUGUAACUUCUCACGUCCUAUGCCUGAACUUAGAACUCUUGUCUGUCCCGGAUGUGGUGUAACAGUCAUACAUCAAAAUGGUGAUCGAGCUGUGAAAUGUUCUCUCUGCAAACACAUCACAACAAGACCUAUUGUUCCUCCUCAAGAUAACCCGGUUCCUCCUCCUGAAGUUAACCGGGUUCCUCUUGCUCAAGUUAACCAGGUUGUUCCUCCUUCUGAAGUUAACCGGGUGGUCCCUCCUCCUCAAGUUAACCCGGUUCCUCCUGCUCAAGUUAACCAGGUUGUUCCUCCAUCUGAAGUUGACCGGGUUGUCCCUCCUCCUCAAGUUAACCGGGUUGUUCUUCUUCCUCGAAUGAACCGGAGGAGUCGUACAGCAACUGAAACAACUGCUAGUUCUUCUUUUAAUCCAAAGCCUGAGAGCUCACACACCACUAUAGAAUCUAUUGCCGAUUCAGUUGCUGAAUCUGUUGCUGAAAUUGUGAGGAAUGCAGUUCUUGCAAUCGCAAGAGUCAAGAGAGAAGCUGAAGAAGACAACACAGAAGCAAAAAACAAGAAGAUUCGUCUUGAUUAA